This is a messenger RNA of Magallana angulata, 1527 nucleotides long. RefSeq lists its product as uncharacterized. The transcript is spliced from 3 exons. The record is from RefSeq and is a predicted model, not a curated record. Bases 1 to 1527 code for a protein of 508 amino acids. Gene Ontology annotation, molecular function: zinc ion binding. Lineage: Eukaryota; Metazoa; Mollusca; Bivalvia; Ostreida; Ostreidae.
AUGUAUCUAAGGGAGAUUGCUCUGCUAAAUGGAGGGAAAAGAAUAGACUUUGAUGAUCCAAAUGCAUUGAGUGACCAAGAGUAUGUCAACCUCACUGGAAUAAAUAAAGUCUCCUUUGAUGAUCUGCUAUCAGCUGUAGAUGGAAAGGUAAAGAACACAUCCACUCGCAGUGUUAGAACCAGCCUUAGAAUUUUUCUUCUUAAGAUGAGAUGUGGUCUGUCCAAUGAAAUGCUGUCAACACUAUUAAAUGUUUCAAAGUCAAGCAUUCGUCGCGCCAUCUCGGUAGUGAGGAGAACACUGAUGGAGACAUUUGUACCAAACAAUGUUGGGUUUCAGCACAUCUCCAGAGAGGAUGUUAUAAAUAAGCAUACCAGGCCAUUAGCAGAGUCUCUUUUUGGUGGUACUGGCACCCAAACCAUUCUUGUUUUAGACGGCACAUACAUUUAUCUACAAAAAAGUAUGAACUUUGCCUUUCAAAGGAAAUCAUAUAGCAUGUAUAAGGGUCGUCCAUUGGUGAAGCCAAUGAUUGUUGUAACAACUAGUGGCUAUUACCUCUCUGUUCUUGGACCAUAUGUAGCGAAGAACAAUGAUGCUGCAAUCUUGAGCCACAUCAUGAAGACUAACAAAGAAGAUGUGUUGAAGUGGAUCGAAGAGAGAGAUGUGUUUAUUGUAGACAGAGGCUUUCGGGAUUCCUUGACAUUACUUGAAGACCUUGGAUUAGUAUCUGCCAUGCCUGCAUUUAUUAAGAAAGGUGAAAAGCAAAUGUCAACAGCAGAUGCAAAUACAAGCCGUUUAGUGACCAAGAUACGCUGGGUGGUAGAAUCUGCUAAUGCGAGGAUAAAGAGGUGGAAAUUUUUUGACCGUGUCCUUCCUUCGUCCCAGGUGCCAUUCAUUAGUGACUUCAUCAAGAUUGUGUGUGGAAUAUCAAACAAGUACUUUCCACCUUUGUCAACUGGUUGCACUGAGGAAUACUCUCUUGUAGCAGCUAAGAUGCAGUACCUGUCCAGACAAAUCAAUCAACUAAAAGAGGAAGUAGAAGAAAGGAAACUGGAUACCCGCUCAGCGAUCUGGAAACACCCUGACGAUCUUCAGGAUUUUCCUCGUCUUGAUGAAGAUCAACUUCGAAAGUUGACCUGUGGCACAUAUCAAGUGAAGCUUGCUAGUAGUUACGCAGAGGAACACUUUGGGAGUGGAUGUGAUAUCAUGGUUCAUAAAGAAGACCCGUCCUUGAUAAGAGUCAGGAUUAGGAGCCGGCAUAUUUCCUCAAAGUCUUACCUUCUUUGGAUACGAUAUGAUGAGGGAAGCGUGAUUGGAUGGUAUUGUAGAUGUCGUGCUGGGGCAAGAGUAGUGGGUAUGUGUGCCCACAUUACCGCAGUUUUAUGGUAUAUUGGUUUAGGACGUGACAUGGAGUCCUUAAGAUCUGUAAGGGACUGUAGCAAGUUCAUUGAUGAUGCAGCUGUUAUUCCAGAUGCAAUUGAUGAGUCAGAAUCAGAGGAUGAUUCCUCAGAGUGCUUGAAUGAACAAUAG